Chenopodium quinoa (quinoa) is the source of this 1815-nucleotide messenger RNA. Its product is annotated as probable serine/threonine-protein kinase PBL10. Gene Ontology annotation, biological process: protein phosphorylation. Gene Ontology annotation, molecular function: ATP binding; protein kinase activity. The transcript has 7 exons. NCBI's taxonomy places the organism in Eukaryota, Viridiplantae, Streptophyta, Magnoliopsida, Caryophyllales, Amaranthaceae. Bases 345 to 1514 code for a protein of 389 amino acids. The record is from RefSeq and is a predicted model, not a curated record.
ACAAGUACAAGAAAAAAAACCGGGGUGGGGGUUGAAAGGGGGGCCAACCCGCCAUUUAUUAGCCUUUGCUCCUCUGUUUCCUUCCUUCUCAAUCUCUCUCCUCUCCUUCUCUUUCUCUCUCUAACUCACAUACUUUCUCUCUCUUCUCAAAUACAACUACUCGUAAUACUACUAAGAAACUUCACUAAUCUCAACACACUCUUUACAAUUCUAUUCUCUAUUUUCUUCAGUCAAAGAGGUUGCAGGUUCUGUUUUCUGGGUUUCAAAGAUCCUGCUAUUUUCUUCAAAGUUGAGUUCUUUUUCAUAAAAACAAGUGAUUUGAGUGAAAUUAUUACUGGGUUUUGAUGGGUAUUUGUCUUAGUGCUCGAAUCAAGGCCGAAAGCCCUUCUCACACAGGGAUAAACUCGAAAUAUGUUAGCUCGGAUGCAAGUAAGGUCUCAUCAGUGCCUUUGACACCAAGGAGUGAGGGUGAGAUUUUGCAAUCAUCUAAUUUAAAAAGUUUCAGCUUCUCUGAGCUUAAAGCGGCUACCAGGAACUUCAGGCCUGAUAGUGUGCUUGGUGAAGGCGGUUUCGGGUCCGUAUUCAAAGGAUGGAUCGAUGAGAACUCGUAUGCCGCCACCAAGCCUGGUACCGGCAUGGUUAUUGCUGUGAAACGGCUUAAUCAAGAGAGCUUCCAAGGUCAUAGGGAAUGGCUGGCGGAGGUGAACUACCUCGGGCAGCUCUAUCAUCCUAAUCUUGUGAAAUUGAUAGGAUAUUGUGUGGAAGAUGAACAUCGCCUUCUAGUGUAUGAGUUCAUGCCUAGGGGAAGCUUGGAGAACCAUCUGUUUAGAAGAGGUUCGUACUUUCAGCCUCUUUCUUGGAACCUUCGCAUGAAAGUUGCUCUUGGAGCUGCUAAGGGGCUAGCCUUUCUUCACAGUGCUGAAACAAAAGUUAUAUACCGCGAUUUUAAGACCUCUAAUGUCUUACUGGACUCGAACUACACUGCAAAACUUUCGGAUUUUGGGUUGGCCAAGGAUGGACCAACGGGUGAUAAAAGUCAUGUAUCAACUCGCGUAAUGGGCACCUACGGAUAUGCAGCACCAGAGUAUCUAGCCACAGGUCACUUGACCACCAAGAGCGAUGUUUAUAGCUUUGGAGUUGUACUCCUUGAGAUGCUCUCAGGCCGGAGGGCAAUGGACAAAAACCGGCCAUCAGGAGAACACAAUUUGGUCGAGUGGGCCCGUCCUUACCUUACAAACAAGAGGAAAAUCUUCCGCAUCUUAGAUAAUCGUCUAGAGGGUCAGUAUAGUUUGGAUGCUGCUUUCAGAGUGUCCAGCCUUGCAUUCAGAUGCCUAUCAACUGAGCCCAAGUUCAGACCUUUGAUGAAUGAGAUAGUGAAAGAAUUAGACCAGCUUCAAGAUCCCUCCAAGGAAGCUCGAAGCAGUUCUAGCACCGGAGGCCGGGCUAGGAGACGGAGCUCACAAGAAAGUAGCACCAAGAGAUCAAUAUCUGCCGUGUCAUAUCCUAGACCUUAGAACACCUCGUUCUAUGCCACAGUAUUUUGCUGCUAAGAUGACAAAAUCCCUUAAUAUUUUGCCCAAAUUUAGGGGAAUUGUGUUCUCAGGUCAGUUGAGAUCCAAAGUUACCCUAUAGUAUAUUUUUGGUUGUGAAUGUACAGCUCUUGUUUCGACUAAUGUAAUUCCGCAGGAUAUUUUGAUGUCAGUUAGUGACUCUUCGAGUAUAAAAUUAAGUUGCUAUCUCCUAGAUAUAUCCGACGCUCAUGUAAUGAGAUGAAUGUAUUGUUCGUUUACCUCCUCUAAUCCUAAUCCUAAACUA